Sinocyclocheilus rhinocerous is the source of this 1370-nucleotide messenger RNA. Its product is annotated as glia-derived nexin-like. NCBI's taxonomy places the organism in Eukaryota, Metazoa, Chordata, Actinopteri, Cypriniformes, Cyprinidae. Bases 101 to 1288 code for a protein of 395 amino acids. Gene Ontology annotation, molecular function: serine-type endopeptidase inhibitor activity. Gene Ontology annotation, biological process: negative regulation of endopeptidase activity; negative regulation of plasminogen activation. The record is from RefSeq and is a predicted model, not a curated record. The transcript is spliced from 9 exons.
CGCGGCAGAACACGGACGCUCGCGGAAGACGCGCUCUCCACCUGCGUAGCUGAAGAAUUAGAGGUGCUUGUCCAGGUGAGCUGCCUGUGUGUCCCUCAUCAUGUUUGUGGCGUUACACGUGUGCGUGUUGGUGGCGGUUUGUUCUCUGAGUGUUUCCGCCUCUCAGUCCUCGUCUUACGGAGAGCGAGGCUCUGAUCUCGGCCUGCAGGUGUUUUUGCGUGUGGUCCAGGACAAACCGCAGGAGAAUGUGGUCAUGUCGCCUCACGGCGUGGCCUCCAUCCUGGGCAUGCUGCUCCCAGGGGCCCACGGGGACACUCGCCACCAGCUUCUCACGGGCCUCAAAUACAAGAAGACAGGACCAUAUAAGAUGCUGCGGAAGUUGCAUAAGGCCCUGACGACCAAAUCCAAUGCUGAUAUUGUGACGAUCGCCAAUGCGCUGUUCCCCAAUGAGGGCUUCAUCAUGAAAGAAGACUUCCUGACAGCCAGCAGGGAGAACUUCAUGUGCGAGAGUCAAACCAUUGACUACAGCGACCCAGAGAAGGCUGCAGAAACCAUCAAUGAAUGGGUGAAGAACAGCACCAAAGGCCAAAUUCCCAGUCUUGUCAAGGCAGAUAUGUUUGACCCGGCUAUGACUCGGUUGGUGGCUGUAAAUUCCAUUUACUUCAAAGGCCUUUGGAAGUCCCGUUUCCAAGCCCAGAACACCAAACCCAGAAGCUUUACUGCAGGAGACGGGAAGACAUACAAAGUUCCCAUGAUGUCCCAACUCUCAGUCUUUAACAUAGGUCAAGCAAGCACUCCCGAAGGUUUGAAGUAUACAGUGAUCGAGCUGCCGUAUCAUGGCAACAGCAUGAGCAUGUUCAUUGCGUUGCCGUCAGAAGAGGCCACGCCCCUGUCAGCCGUCUUGCUGCACGUCUCCACAGCGACCGUCCAAAGCUGGACUAAACUGCUGGUCCAGAGGAGGAUGCGCCUGCUGAUGCCAAAAUUCACAGCUGAGGAAGAGGUGGAUUUGGAGGGUCCUCUCACAGCGAUGGGAAUCAAAGACAUCUUCAGUCAGACCAAAGCUGAUUUCAGUCACCUGAGUUCAGAGUCUGUCUAUGUGUCCAAAGCUCUUCAGAAAGCCAAGAUAGAGGUCAAUGAGGAUGGAACCAAAGCCUCUGCCGCCACCACUGCAAUCUUGCACGCCCGAUCUUCUCCUCCGUGGGUGACUGUGGACAGACCGUUCCUGUUUCUCAUCAGACACAAUCCUACAGGAACUAUUUUGUUUGCUGGCCAGAUCAACAAACCUUGAGCCAGAGAUCAGAGGAGAUUCGAUCAGUGGUCGACACACACACACACACACACACACACACACAGAGACAGACAGACAGACA